Sinocyclocheilus grahami is the source of this 2514-nucleotide messenger RNA. Its product is annotated as pyruvate dehydrogenase E1 component subunit alpha, mitochondrial-like. Bases 84 to 1910 code for a protein of 608 amino acids. The transcript has 13 exons. The record is from RefSeq and is a predicted model, not a curated record. Gene Ontology annotation, cellular component: intracellular membrane-bounded organelle. Gene Ontology annotation, molecular function: pyruvate dehydrogenase (acetyl-transferring) activity. NCBI's taxonomy places the organism in Eukaryota, Metazoa, Chordata, Actinopteri, Cypriniformes, Cyprinidae. Gene Ontology annotation, biological process: pyruvate decarboxylation to acetyl-CoA.
GGCGUAAACCUCGUUCGCUGGCUGGUUUGUGUGAGACAAGGACUGAAGGAGAUCUGUUUCUGGUGAGCUGUGGGGGUAAUAUUAUGCGAAAGAUGCUAACCAUCAUUUCUAACGUUCUGAGGGGCAGCGCCAGCAGGAACGGAGCCGAACUGGUAUCAGAGUCCUCCACUCUCCGGGCCGUUCUGCAGCUCCUGGCAGUCCAGAGCGAAUAUGCUAAUUUGACCGCUCCACAUGAUCAUGAUCCCGACCCCCUUUCACGCUUAAAAGAUGCACAACCCCACAGCCCUUUAGCUUCCCCUCCUCUAACACAGAUACCUCCUGCAGAAUACAAAGAUUUAGGACACACUAACAGUGGCCAGGCUUUAGGACACUUGGGGCCACACAACAGACCUCUGACAGAUGUCGUUUCCUCUGAGGCGAUAGCUCAGAAAGAAAGUUACGUGGAACCGCUGAUGACCAGUGGUUCAUCCAUCUCAGAAGAAAUAAACGUGGUUCCUCCACUUACAGAAAGAGUAUCAGAAAAAGAAAAACCUAUAUUUGAAAAGAUCAUCAGUCCCGUUAUAGAUGUUUCGCCAUCACCUGUCCUAAUUACAGUUAAGUUGCCUAACCCAGCCGCCAGUCCAGCACAGUUAUCCCCUGCAGUAGCUAACAGCAGUUCCAGCGUAACCAGCACAGACCCCCACUGUCCCCCACCAGCCGAGAGCCUCCUGGGCCUUGAUAAUUCCUUCCCAGAGAUCACCCACAGCCUGGCUGGAGAGACUCCCUUUCCAGAGCCACAGCUUGCUGGCGCAAGAGUGGUGGUAUCUGCCAGGACCUAUGCAGACUUUACCCCUCAGGCCUCCUUUGAUAUUAAGAAAUGUGAUGUACACAAGCUGGAGGAGGGCCCUCCACUGCAGGCUGUGCUUACAAGAGAGGAAGGGCUUCAGUACUACCGCACGAUGCAGACCAUAAGACGUAUGGAGCUCAAAGCCGAUCAGCUCUACAAGCAGAAGAUCAUCAGGGGCUUCUGUCACCUUUAUGAUGGACAGGAAGCGUGUGCGGUUGGUAUUGAGGCAGGUAUCAAUCUAUCAGAUCAUCUAAUCACAGCCUAUCGUGCACAUGGGUAUACUCUCACUAGAGGGGGCACCGUUCGUGAGAUCAUGGCAGAGCUCACUGGUCGUAGAGGAGGCAUUGCUAAAGGAAAGGGUGGGUCUAUGCACAUGUACACUAAACAUUUUUAUGGAGGAAAUGGAAUUGUGGGAGCUCAGGUGCCUCUUGGGGCAGGUGUAGCUUUGGCCUGCAAAUACCUGGGCAAGAACGAGCUGUGUGUCUGUCUCUAUGGUGAUGGUGCUGCAAAUCAGGGUCAGAUCUUUGAAACAUAUAAUAUGGCAUCUCUGUGGAAGCUGCCCUGCAUCUUCAUUUGCGAGAAUAACAAAUAUGGCAUGGGUACUUCUGUGGAGAGAGCGGCGGCUAGUACUGAUUACUACAAGAGAGGCGAUUUCAUCCCUGGAUUGAGAGUGGAUGGCAUGGACGUCCUUUGUGUAAGGGAGGCCACCAAAUUAGCUGCUGAACACUGCAGAUCAGGAAAGGGUCCCAUUUUGAUGGAGCUGCAGACCUAUCGUUACCAUGGACACAGUAUGAGUGACCCAGGAAUCAGUUAUCGCACACGUGAUGAGAUCCAGGAGGUGCGCAGUAAGAGUGACCCCAUCUCGAUGCUGAAGGAUCGCAUGCUGAGCAACAACAUGGCCAGCGUGGAGGAGCUUAAGGAGAUUGAUGUGGAGGUAAGGAAGGAGAUUGAAGAUGCCGCUCAGUUUGCCACUACAGACCCUGAGCCUCCACUGGAUGAUCUUUGCAACCACAUCUUCUACAAUGACCCUCCUAUGGAAGUGCGUGGCACCAACCCCUGGACCAAGCUCAAGUCCAUCAGCUAAAUCGCCUUCCUUAUCAUCCCAAGUCCCCUCCUCUUCCUACCUCUCCUGUUGAAGCGCACAGCAAAAUAUGAUCACCUCUGAUGUGGCUAAAGGUUACAUAGACAGUUAUUGGGAAACUCAGCCAAAUCUCUCAGCCACAUUGAGAUAAGUUGCCUCAUUUCACAUGUUAUCAUUGCCUUGUUUUCUUGUUGUCUUCAUCAAUCAACAACAUAGCGGUUUUUAACUUGGAAUUAUCGGGACUUUUCAAAUGUCUCCAAUGCCCCUAUUGCUUAUUACCCAGUGUCCAUGCCAUGGCAGAAUAUUUAGCUCAUGUCCAUACAUCACAAAUACCUACCAUUGUUGCUCUGUGUCAACACACACACACACACACACACACACACACACACUUCUCUCACUUUAUAUAUCAGCAGGAGUGUGUUUUGGCUAAGGUGUCUGAAAUGCAGUCCUAAUUUGACAAAAUAUUUAAAGGGAAAAAUUUUGACAUUUCUAAAUUAUAAAUCUGUGUGGCCAUAUUACAAAAGUUUUUGGAAUAUUUCAAUUCGGUUGUAUUUUAACACUCUUCCAACACUCGGAGUGUUUGAGUGUUUAAUAAAACGCAACAAUG